AUGGGGCACCGUAAACCCAGGAACACGCUCAAGAAACUCAUGCUGAGCACAGGAGCCACCCUCAUAGGAGAAAUCAGGGACACAAUCUACCCAGACGAAACGCGGACAAUGGCACAGCCCAACUCGGGACAAGAAGAAGAAACGAUACAAACGGGGCUGAACACCAGCCACGAACACGCAAACGCGAUAGGGCUCCAGUGCUCACCAGACAAAUCGGAAUAUGUCGUAGUCAUAAACCACCCACGACAGAAAAUGGCAGAGGAACAGCGUAAACUUAUGAACCUCCAUAUAGGAGGCACGUUAAUACCCCGUCGGCCAGCUAUAAAAAUACUAGGAUUUAUCUGGCAACAGGACGGCAAAAGCACGGAGUGGACCGCCAAGAUGGUAAAACAACUCAUUCAGAUCUACAACAUGAUAGCACGUAUCACGCGCUACAAUCGCGGAAUGAAAGAGCACGAAUUCAGGAAAAUGGUUGAAGCGACAGCGUACUCCACAGUCACGUACUCUUAUUCAUACACACAACUAACCCAAACGCAAAAGAGGAAGAUUAAAGCAGUGCUGCGGAAAUGUCACCGUCUAGAACUAGGAACGCCCAGGUACGCAGCAACUGCGCUAGUGAACGCCACAGCUAUCCACAACACCCUUGAGGAAAAAUUCGAAAUCCAACAAGAGGCGCAGAGACACAGACUGACCACAUCCCAACAAGGGCGGAAAAUCUUGAGCAGUCUGGGAUACUCAACUGAGCGACUCCCAGAGAUCCCCACCCCGCCACCACCGUGGGAGUCCAUCCCACAUCUUACAGUACGCCCCAUCCCCAAGCAUAUGCACCCAGAAGUAGACUCAGAAAGAAGAAAGAGCAGAGCGACGCAUCUAAAAGACCUUUGCCAUGACAUCUACUACACGGACGCAAGCUUCACAAACAGUUAUGCCACCACCGCAUCGGUGGGUCCCAAAGGCCACGUCGUCAGGCGUCAUGCCAACGUCCCAUCGGUGACAGCAGCCGAAAUACAGCCGAUCGCCGAAGCCGCAACCCUCCACUCACACACAACGAAUGAGCUCACGUUUAGAACGGACAGCCAGGACGCGCUCAGGGCUUACGCUAAAAACGACUUACCUGAACACAUAUUAGGACUCCUCACCGAAUACAUGAACAAUCACCCCCCCUUGCGCAUCUACCUCGAGUGGGUACCA
This is a messenger RNA of Ixodes scapularis (black-legged tick), 1191 nucleotides long. RefSeq lists its product as uncharacterized. NCBI's taxonomy places the organism in Eukaryota, Metazoa, Arthropoda, Arachnida, Ixodida, Ixodidae. The annotation marks the transcript as partial. The transcript is spliced from 2 exons. The record is from RefSeq and is a predicted model, not a curated record.